AUGAUCAAAACAGAGGAGCACAUGGAUACCUCAGCUUCGAUGGUGGACGUCAACGAUGAUCAGGGUCUCAUUGGCGGUCCUGUCGGUAGUGGUGGUGGAAACCAAAACGAUUCGUCCUCCGGUUACCACUACCGGCCACUUUCGUCCAAUAUCGUUAUGGCUACGCCGCACAUCAUCGAAAAUCCCGCCCUGCAAGGAUCUCUUACGCAGGAUGAUGGAAGAUCGUGUGGCCCGAUGGUGAACCAUUCAUACCAUCACACGUUCCAUCACCACACGCCAACCGUUGUCCCUCAUACCGUGCAGCAUCAUGGUCAUUUUCACCAGCAGCAACAACAUCAGCAGCACCAGCAGCAGCAUCAUCACCAUCAGCAGCAGCAUCAGCACCAUCAGCAGCAUCAGCAAGGGAUAGAUGUAAAGAAUGAAAUGGAUGAUCGGAGCUCACCGUCAUCGGGCGUGGGUUAUCCGGUGAACGUGGAGCUAAAGCUGGAAGGUGAUGGUGUGAAGAUCCCUUCGAUGUAUCAUCCACAUCAUCAUGCUCAUCAUCAUCAUCAUCAUCUGCACCAUCCAUCUCCGCACGCGUUCGAUAAGCUGCCGUCGUAUUACAUCAACCACCGAUCGCCGUAUCUCAUCUCGCAGAUCAACGACCCGGAACCGGCGAGUGUCGAGGGCGUGGGGCUGGGUGAUAGUGUUCGGGGGGCCACCGGGGCCUACCUGCUCGAAGGGUCCAUCAACACGCUCAAGCUAAACGGCGAACCGAUGGCCAGUGCCGCCUCGCCGUCGGUAAUGAUGGGUUACGGCGGAUCUUCAGGUGAGCUUGCGUUGGGCUCUCUUGCGGGCCAUCAGCAGCGCACGCGCAGCAAUGGAAGUAGUGCAAGUGCCGGCAACGUAUCGCCCAGCUCGUCGACGAUCGUAUCCAACCCGUUCGCCAGCCAAAGCUCGCUACAACAGCAGCACACCCAGCAACAGCAUCAUCAGCAACAGCAGCACCAUUACCAUCUACAGCACCAACAGCAGCAGCUACACUCGACCGCAUCGUCCGACUCGGCGAUGGGCGGUGAAUCGAGUCCCAACCUCACCACGGCGGACUCCGUUGGGCUCGGACAACAUCCGGCACACGGACCGGUGGCUUCGAGCACGAGCGGUGGACACAUCACCAUCAACGCCGCCGGCACAUCGGUUCACCUGCCCAAGUCGACCUCGGCCUCACCGAUUUCGCACAUCGGUUCGCCUGGCUCGGUGUCCAUCUCGCCACCGAUCGGUGGAGCGGGGGGAGGAUCCUCGCAUGGCCGGAAAAACGCAACGAAUGCUGGCGGCGGAGAGCAGCAGCUCAGCAGCACGACGGGGAACGGCGUUUCCGGCGGGAGCUCGACCACCGAUGGGCAGAAAAAACCGACCGGAGGCCGACGGCAGGAAAAGCCGCAGCUAAGCUACAUCAACAUGAUCGUGAUGGCGAUCAAGGACUCGCCGCACCGACGCCGGACGUUGAGCGAAAUCUACAAGUAUCUGCAAUCGAAGUACGAAUUCUUCAACGGCGAGUACAACGGUUGGAAGAACUCCGUCCGGCACAACCUCAGCCUGAACGAGUGCUUCAAGAAGCUGCCGAAGGAGUGCGGCAAGCCGGGCAAGGGCCACUACUGGACGAUCGACGCGUCGGCGGAGUACAUGUUCGAGGACGAGGGCAGUCUACGCCGGCGGCCGCGUGGAUUCCGCCGGAAGCAGCAGCUGAAGGGGUACGGCGCCGGCAGCGCCUUCUACCCGGCCGGAAACAGUGGCUACGAGAUCGCGGAGCUGUCGGGCGGUUACCUCUCGCAGCCGUACGGAGGUUACGCCGACUACGCCAGCAUACCACCCCCGUCGGCGGUGAUGGGAGCGUCGGCGGGUGCCAGCGGUGUCGCGGGGGCAGUAGUGCAAGGCAGCGGAGGAUACACGGAACCGGCGUCCGCCUCGUCUUGGCACUAUCCGGCCGCCGAUAGCCUGAGCCAGUACUCGAAGAUCACCCACACGUCGCUGCACGAUGCAUCGCUGCAAACUCCCGGAUCUCCGGAGCAUCAGGCGCAGGGGACGGUGCUGGAGUACGGGGGCUACACCUUUACCAGCGCGACCGGAUCACCUUACGGCCUAGAUGCAGGUUUAAAGAUGGCGUCGCUGGCGCAAAUGGCACCGCCUACCACGUCCGCCGGUUCGACCACACCUGGCACACCUUCAUCCGUGACUGCCGCCGGAAGUUCACCGUCGCUUGCUUCGAUGCUAAUUGGCAGUCCGGGAGGCGGCACGGCGUCCACAUCGGGAAGCAACGAAACGUCCUCGAUCGGUGGUGGGGAAAACGACUCUGUAUCGAUGGACUGCAAGGCGGCCAACAACAACGCCUACAACGUCGGUGGUGGAGUGCACCCGAUGCUUCAAUCAAACAACGGCCCGCCGUCGUCGAGCAGUGGAUCUUCGCCGACCUCCGGACAGCUGAACCACCAGCCGAAUCACAACCUUAACAAUCACCAUCAUCACCUGUCACACCUGUCGCAGACACACCCUCACCAUCCCGCACACACUUCGCACCAUUCGCACGGGCACCUGCAUCAUCAUCAUCAUCACCAUCACGGCAAUCACCUGAACCUUGCCGCACCCUACUGA
Anopheles coustani is the source of this 2628-nucleotide messenger RNA. RefSeq names its product forkhead box protein biniou. NCBI's taxonomy places the organism in Eukaryota, Metazoa, Arthropoda, Insecta, Diptera, Culicidae. Gene Ontology annotation, molecular function: RNA polymerase II cis-regulatory region sequence-specific DNA binding; DNA-binding transcription factor activity, RNA polymerase II-specific. Gene Ontology annotation, biological process: animal organ morphogenesis; regulation of transcription by RNA polymerase II. The transcript has 3 exons. The record is from RefSeq and is a predicted model, not a curated record. Bases 1 to 2628 code for a protein of 875 amino acids. Gene Ontology annotation, cellular component: nucleus.